AUGGAUGAAUUCAUAAAAACUUUUCUUCUCAAAAACAGUGUCAUAAUGUUCAGAGGUUACAUGGCGAAUGGUGGUAUGAUCAACGGUAAUAACGGUGCUUAUGGUGGCUAUCGAAGUGGCCAAAUGAUGCCCCCAAUGCAAAACUCGUUACAUCAGCAGUGCCGUCCAUUGAGAAAUCUUGUACCCAUUGAUCUUCCGUUCUAUGAUAGUCAUCAAACAUUGCUGGAACCGAUGGAGCUGCCAUACUGGAAAUCUUUUUUUAAGCAGUCAGAACGUUUCGCCAACUGGAUUCCAACGUCACCGUUACCAAGGUUUGAGUGUUCAAUGUCUCGUCCGGCUGUACUGUUCUUCCAAGUGCCCGCAGAGUUACCCGACGAUUUUCCGCUCAACUGCAUGGUCCGCUUGGAAGAGCAAAUAGUGCAGUUGCCGGCUGUCAUUCCAACGAAUAAACCGAAUGUUGAACCGAAACGACCGUCUCGGCCUGUAGAUAUCACACAACAGUGCUUGAAUGUACGUGAUGCCUCGAGGCCGUUGCGACUACUUAUUGAAUGGACCGGUGACAAAAGGGUUUGGGCUGUUGCCGUCUAUUUGGUGAGUCAUUCUUUUUUUGAUCAUCACCAAAAUGAGCACGUGACUAGGGACGUGAUCAGAACACGGCUUGGUGGUGGAAACGACGAUGACAUAGCAAUGGCGCAGUUGAAGAUCAGUUUGUUGUGUCCGCUGUCACGAAAGCGAAUCACACUACCAGCCCGGUGCAAGAAAUGCCCUCAUCUGCAAUGUUUUGACUUAUACAACUAUCUGCAAAUGAACGAAAAACGUGCAACAUGGCGGUGUCCAGUGUGCAGCGAUUGGGCGCCGUACAGGUUGCUAAUCAUUGACGCUUAUUUCCAAGAUGUCCUGUCAAAUGUCGAUGCGGGUGCUGUGGAAGUGGAGCUGUUGGUGGAUGGCUCUUAUAGAACAGUGAAAUCUGAAUGUAUUGAUGUGGAUUCGGAUGAUACGGACGAAAAGCCAUGCACAAACAGCGGCAUAGCUAGCGGUUCUGGAACGGGUCAAGCAGUUGAGCGAGCUAUUCGCGCUUCAAUGGUUGACAGCAGUACAACUCGUUCGGGUAAUCCACCGGUAUCACCGACGCCUCGUUCUCGGGAUAGUUCUAUAAUAAUUCUGGACGAUGAUAGCCCUCCACGGCCACCACAUCCUGCUGCUCCGGCGCCAAGUAACAAUGUGAGUUUUUUCCCUGUAUUUCAUUUCGUGAUACACUACUGGUAA
Messenger RNA from Haemonchus placei, 1266 nucleotides. The record is from the annotation of a GenBank genome assembly. NCBI's taxonomy places the organism in Eukaryota, Metazoa, Nematoda, Chromadorea, Rhabditida, Trichostrongylidae.